UGUUUGCAUGGCUCCUUUAAAAAUGAAACUUUGUAUGACUGAACAUUCCAAAAGAGAUGUGCUAAAUUUCCCAAAGUACUGGUAGCCAUAGUAGCAGGGCAAUCAGGGCGAAUUUGAAGUCUCUUCCAACUUGUGCGGUCAUCUCCCUCCUCGACACCAUGGACGGAAAAGAGGUGCUUGACGUCGCGGACCCCAAGCCAAGGGCCAAAUACACGUGGGGCCGCACGAACUACGACCGCUACUUGCUCCCGUGCGUCGCCGAGUUCUUCGGCACGGCGCUCUUCGUCUUCUCGGGCUGUGCCUCAGUCAUCGAGAACUCCCCGGGCACGGGUCGCCUGCAGCCCGCUGUGGCACAUGGCCUGGCCCUCUCCAUCUCCAUCGCAAUCACGGCCGGAAUCAGUGGCGGCCACAUCAACCCUGCCGUGACCUUAGGGGUCACCGUGGCAGGCGGCCUGAAGAUCGUCAUGCUCUUCCCCUAUUGGGCGGCUCAGUUCUGCGGAGCCAUGGUGGGCGCCGGCUUUGCCAGAGCUGUGGCCUCCUCGCACGAGAACUUUGUGAACGCGUCUGGCGGAGCCUUUGAUGCCAUCAAGGCCGAUCAUCAGGUGGGCGUGGCCGUGCUGGCGGAGGUGCUCAUGACGUUCUUCCUGGUGCUGUCGGUGUGCCUGAGCGCGGUGAACCAUCAGAGCCGAACACCCCUCGCCCCCUUCUGCAUCGGCCUCACGCUCUGCGUCGGCAUCCUGGGAGCUGGAGCGGUCUCUGGUGGUUGCCUGAAUCCGGCGCGAGCCUUCGGCCCAGCCGUGGUGGCUAACCAUUGGGCCUAUCACUGGGUCUACUGGGUGGGCCCUCUGGUUGCUGGCUUGCUGGUCGGCAUUGUGCUCAGGACUUUGUUGGGUGACACCCGAACAAGACUGACCUUCAGAAAGAGAGAACCUUAGUCCUGAAUGAAACCAAAGACUUCCCCAUUCAGACCCAUCCAUCGUUUGGCUCAGUCUUCGUCCCAUUCAUCUGAACUCAUUAUUUCAAAAUGUUCUGUUAUGUGAAAGGUGCAAGACCACGGUUCAGACCACAUGUUUAAACAGUCGAUGCAUUGCUGGCUAAAGUUAGAAGAAGGAAAUGUAAAUAGGAAGUAUGAAUGUAGGUGGAAUAUUUAGAUCUGUCUACUGUUUUGUUAGCUUAUUUGUUUGUUUGGAAAUGUGUUUGUUUCUUAGAAGAUUACUGUGUACAUUACUAGAUUAUUUAUGUUCUGAAUUUAAAUGCGGAUGACUAUAAUUUGUUUGAUUAUUAGCUAUUCCUUUAAUCUUUUAGCAAUAUCAAAAUAUUAAUCAAUGCUGCCUAUGUUUACAGAAGCCUUGAAAACUUGUAUAUUUUCCAUAAGAUAAAUCAGUUUUUCCUCUAUAAA
Sardina pilchardus (European sardine) is the source of this 1399-nucleotide messenger RNA. RefSeq names its product aquaporin-8-like. NCBI's taxonomy places the organism in Eukaryota, Metazoa, Chordata, Actinopteri, Clupeiformes, Clupeidae. Gene Ontology annotation, biological process: transmembrane transport; water transport. The record is from RefSeq and is a predicted model, not a curated record. The transcript has 6 exons. Gene Ontology annotation, cellular component: plasma membrane. Gene Ontology annotation, molecular function: water channel activity. The coding region runs from base 159 to 935 and encodes 258 amino acids.